Lytechinus variegatus (green sea urchin) is the source of this 2825-nucleotide messenger RNA. RefSeq names its product polycomb group protein Pc-like. The transcript is spliced from 5 exons. The record is from RefSeq and is a predicted model, not a curated record. The coding region runs from base 357 to 1694 and encodes 445 amino acids. NCBI's taxonomy places the organism in Eukaryota, Metazoa, Echinodermata, Echinoidea, Temnopleuroida, Toxopneustidae.
AAAAAUGUGUGGUAUAUUGUGUGUGUAUUGAACUGGUCGACCAUGUGAGAGCUGAGCAGGCGAUAUUAUUGCUAUACAGAAAAAAAGAGGCACGAGCCUCCGCGCCAAGAUGUACUCGCUGCAUGUGUGCUCAACUGAGUUCUGUGUUAUAAAAAAAGGCCAGAGCCCAAAGCAUUGAAACGUAUGACGGGUUUAUUGUAAUUACAUAGAACUCUAUUACGACCACGGGAAGGAUCUGGAGAAGAUUUUAGUCCAAGAACUGCUCUGGGCUUGCUUAUAAGAGCACUUAGAGUUUAGCACUAACGAACACGAUAGAAUCAGACUUUGUAGACCACGAUUGGGUAGUUCCAGAAGCAAUGGAAGAAGAAGAACAACUAGACGGCGACCAGCAAGUUUUCGCAGCCGAAGAGUUAAAACAGAAGCGAGUGAGAAAGGGGAAAGUCGAAUACUUGGUAAAAUGGAAAGGAUGGACACCAAAACACAAUACUUGGGAACCAGAAGAAAACAUACUUGAUGAACGACUCGUCCGCCUUUUCGAAUCCAGAGUUGAAAAGAAAACAUCUCCACAACAAGCACAAAAACCAGGCAGAAAACCGGGAAGAAGAAAGUCGACUACCGAUGUCGUUGAAGUUCUCAGCAUGCCCAGAUCCCCUGGACGAUCGUCAGGACGACCUCCCAUGUUCCGCUCUCGUGGUCGUGGUCGUGGUAGAGGUCGAGGUAGAGGUCGUGGAAGUGCCAUUGUACUGGGUGGUGGUAAUCGUAUCAGCACUCUUGGACGCGGUCGAGGACGAGUAGGACGGAUUGGGCGAGGGCGUGGACGAGGAGGGCACAACUUGAAGAGAACGGAGAGUCUUCCCGAGGGUGUUACAUCGUUCCCCGUGGUCGGACAGAGUCCUAGGGUCGACGUCAAUUCAAACUCCACCUCGUUCUUCUUCAAAGACGAUAUGCUCAACACGAGUAAUAAUGAGGAUGGCGACGAUGAAGACGAGGAUGAAGUGGAUGGUGACGAGGAAGAGGAAAUGGAAGAGGAGUAUCCCCGUUUUGAUUCUGUAACCGAAACAGAGGAUGACAUCAUUAACCCUGAAUCACCUACUAUUGAUGUCGAAUCACUUACAACAGAUAUUAGCUCUUCUGUUUCGACUCAAGAAGUGGUUCCGAGCGAGGAAUUUAUUCCAACUGUUCAACCUCCCCCGAAGAAGAUGGCUAGGAAAGCACCGAAAGAACCGUCAAAAGCCUCUGGUAAGAAAUCAAAAGAAGGUAAACGUGACUUUGAACACAAUUUGAGUGAGUUUGCCGCCAAGCCUAGCCCGCCCCCACUGCCAGCAUCAGCCAGCCUGUGGAAGCCCAGACAGUCGCUGUUGCCAGCGGGAGAGGUCCUCAUAACGGACGUUACUGCUUCCGAUGUUACCAUAACGGUGAGAGAAUGCUGCACCAGCCAAGGCUUUUUCCGGGAGCCUAAACCCAAAGUCGAAGGUACAUCCACCACAUCCGCUAAUGGCAAUGUCAAUUCGAAGGAUGCAUUGACGAGUUCGUUGCCAGUAUCCACAACGAGUUCGACGACAAACAUCGACGGCGAAGUCACUACUCCAAGAGAUAGUCCUGACGUGGUGACGAGUAUGGACGUGGACGUUAAAUUGGAGAGCAAUGGCCCAUUGGAAGCCGACACACCCUCUUUUGAAAUUUCCAACACGUAAUUUUUACAAAUUUUCACCCGUUUGAAGAGAACUUAAGGGACAUAUGGGACUUUGCUAGAAAUUGCCUUCAACAUUUUCUUGGAAUAUAGUUUUGCGAGGGGAAAGAAGUGCCAUAUAUGAUUUCAUGGAGAUACUGCUAAUGAACAUUCUGUGCUGAUUUAAUAAUCAUUCGUCUGACUCGUAGGAGCUCAGUGAUUUGUUAUGUUUUCCUACAUUGUGUUUUAGUCUAGAUAAGGAUGCAUGAACAUGAUGAAUACUGUUUAACAAAUAAUUUUCAAAUAAUUAUUUAUUCACACUAUUAUGAAGGAAAGAAAGGAAUAAGGCCAGUCAUUUAAUGCAGAAAAGGAAUGUAUUUCAGGAAGAAUAUUUAAUUCAGAAUUAGUCACGUUAUUUCAUGUCAUAAUCGAGAAGCCUCGGUGAAUUUACUUUAUGAAACAUGACUUAAAAAGAAUGAUGAUUGAUGACUCCAUUGAUUUUAGAAUUACGUCUCUAUAAAGUGAAGAUGUCUCCUCAACACGUGGAAAUUCAAAAUUUAAUUUGGUACUGGAGAUAUCAAGCAUUAAAUAUUCUUAUUUAUAUAUCUGUGUUUUAUUACUCAUAAUGAUACUUCCAUUAGCGAUUUAAUACCUGUCUAUUAAAAAGUCAUGGAGAAAAAACAGAACCUGUUCAAUUAAAAAUGAAAUUGUAAUGCCAGAGAAAAGAGGUUUCCCAAAAUAUUGCAAGGAUGUAAUAUAGGACUUGUUUUCCCAUAAUUAGUUACCCAGAAUUUUCUGAAGGAAUGAAAAAUAAAAACUUAGUUCAUGAAGAUUUUUUUUACAAAGAAUGUAUUUUCUUUUGAGGAAAAUCAGUGAUUGAACAUAAUAAUGCAAAAGAUGAUCAGGGUUCCAUUAAAAAUUACAAGAUAUGUAUUUUUCUUUUACAUUUUGGACUCAAACAACUCAUACUUAUGGUCAAAUCAUUAUAUUCAUUUUGAUUAAACGUGUUAUUACGAAACCUAUGAGAAUUCGGCCAACUAUCAUCCAUUUGCCCUGCCGGACAAACGCAUCCAAGCUUCAUAAUUAUGAUUCAUCAUGAUUAUAGUUAUCCUAUGAAUUAACAAAAUAUGAAUUAAUUCAAAAUAUGAUAUUGCGA